UUGUCCCCGCCCCUUUUUGUUUUCUGCAGCGAGGUCCUUCUCAAGUCGCGUGACCUCAGUCUAACUCAUGUUUGUGGAUUUGCCCAGCGUGCAUUUUGGCAAAACUUGCUAGAAGUUCAUGAGCCGAAAAAACAGGAAGUAACUUUCAAGUUGAGAGCAACUGUACGCCUUCAGUAGGAACCAGCAGAAUGAACAAGUCAAGUACUUCCUAGAAGUGUGGGUGUUCCUUCGGCCAAAAGAUGAUUCAUGAUCCUCUGUGAAAUUACAUGCGGCUAUAACCAAGGAAUGACAUUUUGUCAUCAUGUUCUGAAGAUUACAGAAGCUCGUCAUUCUACUUAGAAUCAACUGGACUUGGCACAAUCAUAACAGAAAAUCUCAGGAACCAAAGACCUAUCAAUUUCACUAAAGAUCAAAGCAAGCACUACAUUCCUUCACUCAAGCCAUGGAGAGCCUUACUCUUUAAAAUAAGGAUCAGAGCUAGAAUUUCCAUUUCACAACUUUGCAAUUUGGACGUCUCCUAGAGAAAACAGUUCUUACAUGUAAGGUGGACAAAAAGGGACAAACUAACGAAUGCUCAACUGAAUGGGCCUGCAGUCUUUGGUGUGUUUUAGUGUCCCUAAGCAAGAAGUACUUGGAGGCUCAACAAAGGAUCCCUUUAACAAUUUAGUGACAGAGUCUCCCCAUUCAGACCAAUAUUAAUUUCACACCAAUGUUUUAGUUUUAUAAGAAACGUUCUGAAAGAUUCUCAAAGCUUCUAUCAGAAAAUGUUCUUGCGUUCGUCUCUUAAUUGUCAACCAUCCACUGUCGGUGUCUUUACAGACAAUAUACUGACAAAUGACCAAAUAUGUGAAUGGAUUGCUACCACGGUUUCCGAAUUUAGGUACGCAAGAGAACAUGGUGUGUUCACCAACAGAACCUCUGAGCAACACGACUCUCUGCCCCAACCUAAAACCAGCACAUCACCUCCCACUUUGGUAGUCAGCCACCCCCAGGCCUCCACCUCUGAUAAAGACAAUGAGCACAAGCAAAGUUCUAACCUAACCGUUUCUCAGCUGGGCUCCCUCACAGUUGGUCAGUCACCUGAAGAAGAUGGUUUGAGGACAACUACAAAAUCAAGUUCUGAGAAGAAAGAACACUCACAGAUCCUGUCAGAAGUCUCCAGUACCCAUGGGAAGGAUGAACAGAAUCCUGUCGUUAACACUCCGUAUUCUGUUGAAACUGCUGAUGAGUCAGAACAUCACUUGUGUAUUAAGAGAGAUCUUGGAGGGCAGACACACCACUUCUAUGAGGAAUUUAGUGAAGAGUCUGAUGAGGAGAGUGAUGUUGAGUUUGAAGUUGUACCUGUAAUAAUGUCAGACCUUAACCCUGAACUGGUGGAUGAGGAGCCUGCUUUAGGAAAAGUGAUGCAACAUGACGGUGAUCAUGAAAACCAAAUACACCAGCAUGAUGUUAGUGCAAGACAAAGUUGUGCACCAAAGCUGGUACCAGCAUCUGCAUUUUCCAAGAUGGCCAUCUUUGACACGCCAGAUGAUCAAGAACAAGCCAUUAGAUGUGGUCAGGUUUCCUUUGUCGCACUCCCCUGUGGCAGCCCUGAUUCAACAUCAGGACAAGGUGAGGACAGUUGUCCCACUGAGGACAGUUGUUCUUAUUCAUCUGGUCCUGAGUGCAACUAUAUGACUGUGUCCAAGGAGCUGUACAAGAGCAUAUCAUCUACCCAAAGAAAGACUGACCACUGCAUCCCCGAAAACGGCAAGAAUGUGCAAAUGCCUCCAGAUGAUGGUAUAAUUGACAACCUGGCUUUGGAUGCGGAAGAUAACCACUGCGAGUCAGAGAUGAAGAAACGAUCUCAAACUUCAGAGAACUCCAAACAAAAUGAUGAAAAUGUUGUGAUUAUUUUAUCUGACUCAGAUGAAGAAGGUAGGGAAAUUCACAAUAAGGCAAAGAUGGCUUUGACUGCAACUUCAGUAGACUGUGGCAGAGGUUCUAGACAAGAGAGGAACACAGAAACUCCUAAAGUAGCAACAUUGUACAAGAACCAAAAGAGCAGCAGGUCAAGAGUGAGUUGGCAACAGUCUGACAAUGAAGAGCCAACAAGAGAGGUUAUCUCAGUGGAAGCAGAGGACAGUGACGACUUCUCAAAUACAGGUGUAAAUGUUUUGGUUCCUGAAAAGAAAAAACAGAGAACAGUCUUUAGCCAUCCCAGACGGUUAUCAGAGGCCGAAGUCACUAAAAACGACUGCAUAAUUGAUUGCAUGACUGUUAAAGAAUCUAAAUCUGGUGAGCCGGCUACACUUGUCAGGGUACCCAGAAACCCCAGGCAAGGGCCACGUGAAUCCAUGUCAAUGGCAAAGUCUUCAUUUACAGAGAGGGAUAGGAUUAGAGUGCAACCUGACAAACCUGCCUCCAUCCCCACUAGAACUCAUGUAGAAGCCCACAGGAACUCGCAUAGAAGCAUCAUGCAUGCUUCACCAUCUCCCUCCUCUGCGAUGGAUCAUCGCUUCACUCCUGCAACGUUUCCAUCAUCUUCAGCUCCUGUUCAGUCAAUGCAAGUCACCAGCCAUGCAAGGAGAAAAGUGUUUAGAACCUGGAAAGAUCAGCAUGUCCCUCUGCGCAGGGAGAAAAAACACAAGAGGGCAAAUGCCUUCACACAUCCUCGCUAGAUGGUUCAUCAGCAGCUUAGAUGGCAAUGGUUUUUCCCAUUGCCAUCACUGAUGAUGAUCAUCAGUGAUGAUCACUGAGAAAAAUUCCAUUUGUUUAUUUACAUUUUAUUCAUAAUUCUAUUAAACGGUGAAAUAUGUGUAAAGUAUUAUUCUGGAUGUUAUAAAUAUAUCUUAUUGUCUUACUUCCAGUAUUGCAUCUCAUUGUUUUUUUGGGACAAAUGUAAAUUUGAGAUGCCACGUCUGAAUGUUUUAUCAACCUCAUGUUGUACUGAACAUUUGACUUAAAUCCUGACUGCUCACCUACACUGAGUUUUGUUCUUUUCCUCAAGUGUAGCUUUGACUUCAAACUUAAACUUAAUAUUCCUUCGGAGCUGUAUCACUGCUGUGUUUGUAUUUCACCACAGGGUAAGCUGGCAUGAAGGUUUUAUUUCUCUAUGAUGCAUUAUGAAGUAAUGUUUUUUUCUACAGUUAAAUACAGCAAAGCAAAGUAACUGAAACCUAGAGGAGAGUAAAGGUUUUUACUGAGAAAUGAAGUCUGACUAAGCAUUGUGUUUGUGUUUGACUAGUAUGGAGAAAAUCAACCUGUGAUUGGGUCGUUUACAAGUUAUCUUCUUACUCUGUGAUGCAGUCAUAUAUCAGGGUCCGUAUUUUCAACUUUUCUCAGUUCUCAGAGAGCUCCUGUCUUCGCUAAAUGGUUCGGUCAAGGAGUCUUAGCUUGGAAUGACAGCAUUUAUUAACUUUGAGAGGAGGUGUGGUUGACCCUGUUCCAAUGUAUGGGUGGACCUCAUUGCUAAGUGUGAUGCUCUUCAAGAGACUGGUUGAUCUACUUGAUUAAUGGAGCAUUACUACCACCAACUGGUAAGAAAUGUAGACCAAAUGUAAGCCCCGACCUCUUUGUAAGGGUAGGGGCUACAGAAAAAAGAAGAAAUCACACUAUUAAAAUUACACUCUUAAAAAUGGAA
This is a messenger RNA of Poecilia reticulata (guppy), 3622 nucleotides long. The record is from RefSeq and is a predicted model, not a curated record. NCBI's taxonomy places the organism in Eukaryota, Metazoa, Chordata, Actinopteri, Cyprinodontiformes, Poeciliidae.